This is a messenger RNA of Malassezia japonica, 1797 nucleotides long. It is a transcript of the gene MDM34, whose product is annotated as ERMES complex subunit. NCBI's taxonomy places the organism in Eukaryota, Fungi, Basidiomycota, Malasseziomycetes, Malasseziales, Malasseziaceae. Gene Ontology annotation, molecular function: lipid binding. The record is from RefSeq and is a predicted model, not a curated record. The coding region runs from base 1 to 1797 and encodes 598 amino acids. Gene Ontology annotation, cellular component: nucleus; elongin complex; ERMES complex. The transcript is spliced from 8 exons. Gene Ontology annotation, biological process: transcription elongation by RNA polymerase II; mitochondrion organization; phospholipid transport.
AUGGAGCGCCUUCCCCCCCUCACGGCGCUGUGCCGGCGAGUGGUCCUACGGCACCUGAGUGCCGUGCACGACUUGGGGGAUAUGCCCUACCGCCUCGCCAAGCCGCUGCUGCAGCAGUGCAGGCCCGAGCAGCUGCGCGAGCUCGAGGCGGCGUCGCCGCACCUCGCGGAAGAUACACAGGAAAUAUGGAAGCACGCGUGCUUGCGCGACUUUUCUGACCUGCGAAAACUCGACGAAGAGCACAAGCUCGGGGACGUGGCGAGCUGGCGCGCCUUGUACGAUGAAAAGCAGGAACAUAUCGAGGCCGCCAAGGCCGCGGCGACCGCACGCAUCAAGGGGCGGUACGCAGAGCACAGCGCGCAAAAGGACGCCAAGAAGCUCGUUGUGAGCGACGUCGCGCUGCGGCCGACACGCGGCCGCCACCGCGCUGGGCCGCGCGUGCCGGCCACGCCAGGGCAGGCAAUGAUGGCGCGCGCACGCAACGGCACGGCGAUGCAGACGCGGCGCAUGAUGCUGAUUCCCCCACGCGCCCCGUCGCGUGGCUUUGUCCGCGCCGCUCCGUCCGUGCGUGCGCCGCGCACGGAUGCGCCGCCGGACGCGCCGCAGGCUGCGCCCAGCGCGCCGCGGCCCGCGGCACUCCCUCCGUCGCCGGUGCGCGCGAAACGGCCGCCGCCAGAAGGCCAGAGCAUCUUUAUGCCCAAGCGCCGCAUCCCCUCCCAGCCCCACCAUAGGGAGUUUUACGAGAACGCGAUCCAGACGCUGAAUACCGCGCUGAACCGCGGCCCCAAGCCCAAGGUCAUUGCCGGGGACAUCCAGGUGAAGGAGCUGCAUAUGGGCACGGUCCCUCCGGAGCUCGAGAUCCUUGAGAUUGGCGACCUGAGCCGCGAGCGCUUCCGUGGCAUCUUUCGGCUGAUGUAUGCAGGUGACGCGCACCUCGAGCUGUCGACGAGCGUGCAGGCGAACCCCCUGGCGAAGCCCGCGUCGGCGGGCGCGGGCCUGUUUGCGACCCCCGCCGCGGAGCGCGGCAUGCUCUUUGCCGCGAGCCCCCUCACGGUGCCGAUGCGCGUGCGCCUCAGCGAAGUGCAUCUUCGCGCGAUCGUCGUGCUGGUCGUCUCGCGCACAAAGGGCAUUACGCUCGUCUUUAAGAACGACCCGCUGGAGAGCGUCAAGGUUUCGUCGACGUUUGACAGUGUCGGUGUCAUCCAAAAGUACCUACAAGAAGAGAUUGAGGCGCAGCUGCGCGAAAUGUUCCGCGAGGACCUACCUACGAUCAUCCACCGCCUCAGCCAAGAGUGGCUGCGCACGGAUCCCGCGCCCCGCCAGGCGCCGUCCACGCCGGCGGCCAAGCCGCGGCCGGAGCCCGAGUGGCCCGUGCCGCCGCCCGAGGAGCCGCUGGCGUUCCUCUCGCUGGACGAUGCGCCGCCCCGCGCGUCACCCGCGGCGGUGCGCCUCGCGCACCUCGCGUCGGAAAACAGUCCCCACGGCCUCGCGGACCUCUUUGCGCCGCCCGAGUCGCCCGCGGCGCGCGCGCGCACCUUUCACGCGACGAGCCGCGUGCGUGCGCCGCAGACGCCGGUUGGCACGCCCCCCCGCCUGCGCGCCGAGCCGGCGUUUGGGGGCCUCGAAAUGUCGGGCCACCUCGCCGAGCUGCUCAAGGCGAACCACACGCUCUCGCCCUAUACGCGGCAGGCGCGGCAUGUCGCGAUACGCAGUGCGCCUGGGCACAAGCAAGGGCGUGUAGGCCGUGUCCAUGCACGCCAGCGGCGGCGAUUUCAGCUCGGCGGCCAGGCCGAAUAG